UAUAGUUUCCUGUCAUCGUAUUGUGUGUUGUCGUUGUAUAUAGAUAAAAUAUUUGGUUUCUCCGUAUUUUAAACCACCUUUUCUUUGGGCUUUGUAUAUUUGGUGUAAUCUAAAUUGGAAAUAUUCACAAAAGUAAUGUCUACACGUCGAUCCAAUGUGAAUGUUGCCAAAUCAAAGCUUGGCAACCGUGAACGACACAGUCCGAGACGCACCAAGACUCCUUCUGCCAACGAGGUUAAAAACAAAUUUAAAUUCAGUCCCAAAGGAAAGCGCAAAUUGGAUUUCCCCUUCAAAGGAAAAAAGCCUGGACCUCUUACUGGAAAACUAUUUUAUCUUGAUCUUAAUGGCUCCCGUUAUUCAAACCAGUUAAAAAAGGCAAUUGGACAACUUGGUGGGACGAUUGAAGAAUUCUUUCGGAAGGAAGUAACUUACCUUGUUACAAGUCGUGCAGAAUGUGGAAAAUCUCCAAGCAGCCAAUCAACACCCAGUCCAGGAGUACCAAGUCCAAUAACACAAACAAGAAGCUCAUCAAUAAAAAAUUAUGGAACUGCAUCGGCGAUGAGCACAGAUUCUCCUCAAGUUAUGGAUCAGGUACCUAGUGGUACCAUGAGAGGUAAAUCAAUUGCACAAAGAUCUGCAGGGCUAAAGAAAGGAUCUACUGAUAUCCUAACAAUUGCCAGUACCUGGGGUGUGAAUAUCCUUCACGUUGAUCAUCUCAUGAACUGGGUUUCUCAGUUGAUGUUAAAAACUAAACAGCAACGUAUGACAAAAGAAAAGACGUCACCUUCCAAACGUGUAUCUCAAACAAGACUUCCAAAAGUUUCAGCAUUGCGAGAGACCUACAUCAAAGUUGAAGAUCUAGGAUUCAAAUAUCGACCUAUUUUUCACGAAUUCAAACUUUGGCCAGAAAUUACAUUUUGUGGUUUGAAUGUUUGUCCUUUUGAUCCUCCAAGAGGAAGAACGUCUGAGAAUAGUGUUACCAAGCGAAAGAUCGGGGAAAGAAAUGUCAAGAAACUGCCAAUACAUGAGCGCCCUAAACAUGGGUAUUGUGAAUGCUGUGAAGUUCGGUACAAUGACUUGAAUAUGCACUUGAGAGGUAAACAACACAAAGAGUUUUCAAAGAAGAGUUCGAAUUAUACGAGUUUAGACAAAGCCAUUGAUGAAGGUCUCAAAAUUGAAAAUCUUCUGAAAGAAGUUCAUCUUAAGAAAUCAAGCAGUCUUUUAAACAUUGAUCUUACUCAGGAACAGAGCAGUUUAUCUACGAGCUGUGAUGACACUGGUGACUCGCUUGAUGAUGACAUCUUUUUGUUGUCAUCACCUCGCGUUCCCCCACGAAAUAGGAAUAAAGUUUCAAAUCCCAAACUUCCAAGCGAAGAAAAUCUAAACAACGACGAAAAACAUGAAAAGAUGGCACUCGUGGGAGAUGUGGUUGUAGGCCAUGGCAGUAUUCAAGAAACAGCUGAUGUUUCAGUACGUUCUUCACCAACAACGAGAAAAGCUAAAAAUACAGAGCCUCGGCCAAAUACUGGCGCAGAAGAGAUGGAAAACCGAAAGUCGAGACCAGUUACACGGUUGCAGAAAGCUUCUAACCUUUCAUCCCCGUGUGAAAGCAAAAAGAUCGAAUUAGCUAGUCAUAAGUCGCCGAAUAAAUCGAAGAAUACUAUUGAUUAUCUAAAACAAAGCAACGAUUAUAUUGGGGGAAACAAAGGAAAAUCAACUGAAGUCGGUAACAUGGAGGAACUCAAUAAUUUUGAAAAUUUAGAAAGUUCAACAAAUGGGACGCUUGAUAAUUCCAACGCAGUGUUAGGAGAGAUGAAGAACGAGGACAAUAUUUCACCUCGGAGAUCAUCAAGAACUAGAAAAUCGAUUUUAAAUUCGCCCAUUUUGGGGAAAAAAGAAAACGAAAGUGAAACUAAAGUUCAUUUAUCUCAAAAAGGAGAGAAUGAUGGAAUUGAAUGGAAAAAUAGGUUGAGGAGUCAAACAGUUGAAGAGAAAAACAAUGGAGAACAGCCGUUGAAAGAAGCAAAAGAGAAAUCAUUGACCUCUAACCAGAAUUCAAAAUUUGCAAAUAAAUGUAAAUAUUCUGCCAAUACCAAGGAUAGAAAGUGCGAAGAAAGAAACAGCGGGACCAAACGACGGAAAAGAGAAUCGAUUAACAAGAUAGGUGACAGAAAUCAAACAAGCGUACCGGUGUCGGAACACAAUAUAAUUGAGAAUCGUAGUAAUAGAGAGAGGGAAAACAACGACAUGUUAAAAAAUACUGAUAAUGACAAGAGUUCGUGGAAAGAGGCUGAUAGACGUGGAAGAAACGAAGAAGAAAAAUUAAGAGAAAACAGAGAAAUCAGAUGUGAAGUUGGUGAUACAGAUGAAGAAAUGCAGCAUUCCAAGGAUUCGCCACGUCUUAAAACACCGUCCAAAAAGGUUUCCAACAACAAUUUUGCAAUGUGCCCUGGUGCCUUAAUUUAUGAGGAGUCAGGGACUUUACGCAGUGCUCGAAGAAGACAAAGUGCUGUAGGUGACUGCAAACUUUCGCCAAUCACACCAUGUAAUUUAGACGGGGAAUACAGUGUGCUCUCGUCUUGUUCGGAGGAUAUCGAGUUUCUACCGUCAGGCUUACGUAUAUAUUCAUCAUUUGGCUCAUCACUCGGUGAUGUUUAUAAAGAUAUAAAUCACAGUGUUGAUCAAAUAGAGGAUGGGGAUUAUGAGAACGAGAAUGUAUUUGAUCCUAAAUCAGACGCACCAGCAGGUUGUAGUGAAAUUGCAUGUAGUACUGAAAUGCAAGUUUCUCUCACGUUUAUGAAUGUACAUGCCAUCUCUGCUGGUUGUGUUGGGAAAGACGAGGGCGCGAGUGCGACAACUGCAACUACUAAGAGAAAAAGAAUCCUUAAUGAAGAAGAAGAAUCCAUUACGGGAAGAAAAUGCAAACGGCUAUCAGUUGCUUCCGACGGCGAACAAGUUGCGCAAGAGGAAAAUGGGCUCACAUUAGAAAUUGGAGUGAGCGAUUCAUUUCGCUCUUCUGUUGCAGAACGCGUCAAACUUAAUCGUGCAAUUUGUGAAAGUCUUCUGCAGCACGAUUUACUUGUCUCGGAAGGGGAUUCACCAGUGCGACCACUGGUGGGACCCAUUGGUCGAAAACGUAAGAAUGUAUUGCAGUCGUCGCCUUUUGUUGAAAUUACAAACACGGGUAAGAAACGGAAGGAACGAGCAAAAUCCGAGAGUAGGGUACGAAGGAGUGUUUGUUCGGUCGUCAAGCAAAAUAAAAAUGGAAGAAGUAAACUACUUUCUGCAUGUUUGACUCCAAACGAUCCGUUUAGCUUUGACGACUAUUAAUUGACUAGUCUUAAAAUGAAUUUUUUAAGAAUUUUAAAGAGUUUAUAUAAUAAAGCAUUUUUAUGUAACGUUAAAGAAUUGAGGUAAUAACAAUAUGGUAUCAUUUUUUA
Messenger RNA from Dendronephthya gigantea, 3440 nucleotides. RefSeq names its product protein chiffon-like. Lineage: Eukaryota; Metazoa; Cnidaria; Anthozoa; Malacalcyonacea; Nephtheidae. Gene Ontology annotation, cellular component: nucleus; Dbf4-dependent protein kinase complex. The coding region runs from base 136 to 3330 and encodes 1064 amino acids. The record is from RefSeq and is a predicted model, not a curated record. Gene Ontology annotation, molecular function: zinc ion binding; nucleic acid binding; protein serine/threonine kinase activator activity. Gene Ontology annotation, biological process: regulation of cell cycle phase transition; positive regulation of nuclear cell cycle DNA replication. The transcript is spliced from 7 exons.